Molecule: messenger RNA, 3075 nt
Organism: Humulus lupulus (European hop)
Lineage: Eukaryota; Viridiplantae; Streptophyta; Magnoliopsida; Rosales; Cannabaceae
Product: probable receptor-like protein kinase At2g21480
Exons: 2
Coding region: 415-3075 (886 amino acids)
Biological process (GO): protein autophosphorylation
Cellular component (GO): plasma membrane; plasmodesma
Molecular function (GO): transmembrane receptor protein tyrosine kinase activity; ATP binding
Source: RefSeq, a predicted model, not a curated record
UAAAAGUUAAGCCUUAUUUAUUAUUAUAAUCUCUAUUAGUGAUUAUUACUCUUAACCCCUUAUUGUCUUCAAUUAAAUAUAGCAAUAAAGAUUAAGAAAUUAAAGGGCAAGCAAGAGAGGUUUAAUGGUUCUUAUUAAAAAAGACUCCGACCGUUAUGUCCGUUAAUUCCAGGGCAUUACUAAAUAAAGAAUAUCAACACUAAACAGAUCAUACAUCAUUUGAAGCCCUUGAUCCAAUAAACAAAUAAAACAAACUAAUUUAAAAAAAUAAAAAUAAAAAACCAAAAACUCCUUAUUAUAGAACAACAACAUAGAAGAUCCAAUAACCAAAUAAGAAAAACAAAUAUUAAAAAUCAUUUGCUUAAAAAAAACAAGUCUUUUUUCUGCUCAAACCUCCUCUCCCAGGAGGAAGGAAUGGAGAUAGAAAAGAGACCAACAAAAAACCAUAAACAUGCCAUUAACAAUCUUUUUCUAUCUUCCUCGCCAUCAUUCUCAUUCUCAUUACCAUUCUCGAAUAAUUGUUAUAGUUAUCCAAACUUCUUGAUGGCUUUCCUCCUGGUCCUGAUCCUCCUACCCUUUCACUUUCUCGUCCCCGCAGUUUCAGCUGCGGCGGCCACCGCUGCUUUUGCCCCACAAGACAACUUCCUCAUUGAUUGUGGGGCAACUGCUGUGGUCACCUCGCCGGAUGGAAGACUUUUCAAGUCGGAAUCACAAGCCGCUCAGUUCAUACAAGCGGCCGACGACUUCAAGAUCUCCGUCCCCAGCGCCGAUGUGCCUUCUCCUAUCUAUCUAACGGCCAGGAUCUUCAUCCAGGAAGCUUCUUAUUCAUUUCAUCUGACCCGACCCGGAUGGCAUUGGGUUCGGAUUCAUCUCUUCCCCAUGAACAACACCAUUUUCGAUCUUCAAAAAGCCACUUUCACCGUCACCACCGAUAAGUACGUCCUUCUCCAUAGCUUCAACGUCAACAACACUAACCAAGCUUUUGUUAAGGAGUACUUGGUCAACGCUACCGACCCACGUUUCACAAUCAAGUUCUCUCCCCAGAAAAACUCCGCCGCCUUCGUCAACGCCAUUGAGGUCGUUUCGGCCCCUGACGACAUCAUAAACGACGUCGCAUCGAACCUUUUACCGGUCGGAAACUACCCUGGUUUAUCCAACUACGCUUUCCAACCGGUUUACCGGCUCAACGUCGGAGGACCACUCAUAACAUCGUCGAACGAUACUCUUGGCCGGACAUGGACGAGAGACGACGUUUAUCUCAAAUCAACAAACUUAGCCAAAAACGUUGUCGUUUCAGCAACCGCCGUUAAAUACCCUCAAGGCGGUGCCCUAACGCCGCUAAUAGCUCCUCAAAUGGUUUACGCCUCCGCCGUUGAAAUGGCUGACGCCGGCGUCAACAAUCCUAAAUUCAACGUGACGUGGAACUUUAACGUAGACGGCGCUUUCACUUACCUUCUCCGUCUACACUUCUGUGACAUCGUUAGUAAAGCGUUAAACAAUCUUUAUUUCAACGUUUACAUUAACGGUCAAACGGCGAUAUCCGACUUGGACUUGUCCCAUACGUUGGGGGCUUUGGCAGUUCCGUACUUCAAGGACAUUGUGGUAAAUUCCUCGUUUGUAUCUAACGGAGUACUAACGGUCCAAAUUGGUCCGUCAAAUUUAGGGUCGGGAGACCUUAAUGCAAUAUUGAAUGGUUUGGAGGUUAUGAAGAUGAGCAACACGGUGGAGAGUUUGGACGGAGAAUUUGGGGUGGACGGGCGGCAAGAGAUGUCGGGUUCGCGGCGGGGGACGGUGGCGGCGGUCGGGUUUGCGAUGAUGUUCGGAGCUUUUGUAGGGUUGGGGGCAAUGGUGAUAAAGUGGCAUAAGAGGCCUCAAGAUUGGCAAAAGAGGAAUAGCUUCUCUUCUUGGCUUCUUCCGGUUCAUGCUGGUGAUACUAGCUUUAUGUCUAGUAAAAACUCAGGUUCUCACAAGACAGCAAAUUUCUAUUCUUCCACUCUUGGCCUUGGAAGAUACUUCUCCUUCGCCGAGCUCCAAGAAGCCACCAAGAACUUCGACGCAAACGCCAUAAUCGGCGUCGGAGGGUUCGGAAACGUCUACAUCGCCGAGAUCGACGACGGAACAAAAGUCGCCGUCAAAAGAGGAAACCCUCAAUCGGAGCAAGGCAUAACGGAGUUCCAGACCGAAAUCCAGAUGCUUUCCAAGCUCCGCCACCGCCACCUCGUCUCCCUCAUCGGCUACUGCGACGAGAACUCUGAGAUGAUCCUCGUCUACGAGUUCAUGUCCAACGGCCCCUUCCGCGACCACCUCUACGGCAAGUCCCUCCAGUCUCCGCUGACCUGGAAACAGCGACUCGAAAUCUGCAUCGGGGCGGCGCGUGGCCUCCACUACCUCCACACCGGAACGGCCCAGGGAAUCAUUCACCGCGACGUGAAGACCACCAACAUUCUCUUGGACGAUAACUUCACCGCCAAGGUCGCGGAUUUCGGGCUCUCCAAAGACGUGGCACUGGGACAGGGCCACGUCAGCACCGCCGUGAAGGGUAGUUUCGGGUAUUUGGAUCCGGAGUACUUCCGGCGUCAGCAGCUGACGGACAAGUCCGACGUGUACUCAUUCGGCGUCGUUUUGCUCGAAGCUCUGUGCGCUAGGCCGGCCAUAAACCCUCAGCUGCCGAGAGAGCAAGUCAACUUGGCCGACUGGGCCAUGCAGUGGAAGAGAAAAGGGUUGCUUGACAAGAUUAUAGACCCGCUUUUGGUCGGAGCUAUCAACCCGGAAUCGAUGAAGAAGUUCGCCGAGGCGGCGGAGAAGUGCCUCGCCGAGCACGGCGUCGAUAGGCCCACCAUGGGAGAUGUGUUGUGGAACUUGGAGUAUGCUUUGCAGCUCCAAGAGGCGUUUAAUCAAGGAAAAGCCAAUGAGGCCGAGCAAGGAGGUGAGAGUGCUCCGGCUCCGGCGACGGAUAACCGGCCGGUAACAUUGCCGGAGGAGAGUAAUAAGAGUCCGGCGGAAGUUCAGGCUUCCAUUGAUGAACACUCUGGAACUGCCAUGUUUGCUCAGUUUGCUAAUCUCAAUGGUAGGUGA